AUGGCGGCGGCGGACCUGCAGGAGCUGCGGGCGCUGGUGGAGCGGGCGGGCGGCCGGCGGGCAGUACUGCUGGUGGCUGAGGUGGCGGAGGGGGCCCCGGCGGCGCCCGCACUGGUCGCCUUCGCCCGCGACCUCCUGGGCGACGAGGCGCCGCGCGCAGCGUGCCCGGGGCCGGGGUGCCGGGCGCGGCGCUCGCCAGGCGCCGGAGGCCGGGCGCUGGGAGCCCGGCUGCUGCUGGUGCUGUGCGGCGGCGGGGCGGCGCGGGACCGCGGGGCGAGGACUCGCCUGCGGGAGGUAGUGCGGGACGUGCGCGGCCGCCUGCCCGCGGGGCCGCCGCCCGCCGUCGUGGGCGUCCUGCUGCCCGGCGGGGACGGAGAGGACGCGGCCGUGCUGGACGCGGCGCUGCGGCGGCACUUCCCGGCGCCCGGCACGGUGCAGGCGGCCCGGUACAGCCCGGGCAGCCCCGGCGAUUGCCGUGCCGCCGCCUGCCGCGCCCUGCGGGCUGCCCUGCAGCGCCCCGCAGAAGACAUGAAAGACAGGGAGAGGUGGAGGCUGCCAUCCUUCCUGCAGUGCAUUUCUUGGAACCAGAGGAGCUGGAGAAAAGAUUACAAAGCAAAAGCUGAAAACAACAUUCAUGAAGAUGACCUGCAGGACCCUGAGGAAGAAGUGGCUCUGGCCAGCCUUUCCCCCAAUGGAAACUGUGAAGAAGCUGCUGGAGGCACAGGCACCUAGAGCUGCUGGGCAUCCCACACAGUCCACAUCCCAGACCUGCCCAGUGGAUUUGGAGCAAUGGGAGGAGGAGCUGGUGCAGGCCCUCUCCUCCAAGGACCCACAGUUCCAGGGAAAAGCUGCUUGGCUGAACUCAUCAGGGUUUUUUUAGCUGCCACCAGCACAGAGGGUCUGCGCCAGAAAGCCAUUCCCUGCUGCCCCGGGGCACUUGGAGCUGCUGCUGGACACUGGGCUUCUGAGAAGCCCUUUGGGAUGUACCCCACAUCCUGGGCAAUAUGACUUUGGGACUUUGAGUGUGAAAUGCAGCCACCUGUUUGAAGAAUGAGAAAUGUUUUUUAAUUCUGAGCAAAGUUCCCUGCUGAGGUUGCUGGGGCUGGCCUCCCUGACAGACUGAUUCUGCUGCCUUGUUUUCCUACUUUAUUGGUGCUUGGAAGUUCCUACCCUCUUUGUGAUCAAAAACCAAACCAAACCAGAACAGAAAAAAAAAAAAACCCAACCAAGUAACACAUGAGCUUGGAGACUGCAGUGAGACUCAAUGUGAGUGAGCUCUGGGAUCUACCAGCUACUGAAAAGGCUUGAAUGUAACAGUGUAACAUGAAGAAUGCAGUAACAGCCCAGCUUGAGGGGCAAGAGUAACAUGAAGGAUACGGAUGGUACGGGCAUCUACAUCACAGCGGGCUUUGGGAGCAGGAUCUGUCCCUCUGGCUUGUCCUGGUGCUCAUAGGCUAACUGGGUUGGUGGGGUGGCAGGUGGGCACUAAGGUGUGGCUGCUGCUAGAUGGGGCUACAAGAGAGGGCCAUCUUACCUGGGAGAUCUCCACAGGCAUGGUGGCACAUCUUGGAGGUGGCCUGCAGCACAACAACAGGUGGCUGUUUCAUAAAUAAACAUAAAAAUAUAAAAAA
This is a messenger RNA of Camarhynchus parvulus, 1631 nucleotides long. It is a transcript of the gene C9H2orf72, whose product is annotated as chromosome 9 C2orf72 homolog. The transcript is spliced from 3 exons. Lineage: Eukaryota; Metazoa; Chordata; Aves; Passeriformes; Thraupidae. The coding region runs from base 1 to 732 and encodes 243 amino acids. The record is from RefSeq and is a predicted model, not a curated record.